UGAAACUGUUAUUUGUCAUCUUCCACCAUAUUUUUUGUGCUUGCUAAUCACCCCUUUAUUGAGUUUUGUUUGUUUCAACAUGUCACAACACAAAUUAACCUCGAUUGGUGACAUCAUCACUCCCUUAUAAGCUGCACAAAAAUAAGUAACAAGACCAUGGAGGUGAAUUUCAAGUCUCCUUCCCUUGAAAAACAGGAAGCUGAGGCUGAAGAAGGAGAAAACAUGCGCUUUCACAAGUCUCUUCAGGAGCUAAGAGAAUUGCAGUCUCAACUUCACCAUGCUGCAGAUUAUUGUGAAACAACUUUCUUGAAAAGUGAAGCUAAGAGAGAUGUGAUGGAAAACACAAAAGAAUACAUAUGCAGCGCCAUGGUCACUGUAGUUGAUCAUCUUGGGAACGUUUCGGCUAAUCUUGAAGGCCUAGUUUCUCAAACAAAUGCCUUUUCUGAGGCUGAAUCACGAAUUCAGUGCCUCAAACAAAGACUUUUCUCAUGUGAACAAUAUGCUGAUAAGCUUAACCUCACAAAAAUGAGAUGGAGGGAGAAAUUGCCAAGAUUCCAUUCAAGAUAUUUAUCAUCACCACCCAUCCUUGAGAGAUCAAGCUGUGAAAAAUUAAGAGACUCUAAAACUGAAGAUCCCUCAAAAAUAGAAGAUAAACACAUACUAGAAAAACAGGAGGAUUUGCCUCUUUUUUUGUACACCCAGAAGGUACAUGCAAAUAAGAAUUUGAAGCCAACCAGCGUUACAACAUUAAACAAGCACAACAAUUUGACAAUGGUGGUACCUGUUCGGGAUGGUUUAUCAGUCUUAACAAAAGUUUCAAAUCCUACAUUUCAUUUCCAAGGUUCCCCGAAAGUUACACGCCAUAGAAGAUCCUUGCAUGGGAGUGACAUCUUAUGGCUCAUUCGGCGUACUAAAAGAAUCCAAUGAAACUAAUAGUUUUAAACACUCAUUGUGUUGAUGUUCUAUCAUUUUCGUGUGGAAGUUCAAUGUUAGAUGUAUGAUUCAGGAAUCAAACAUUAUCUGCAAAUAUUUAUAUUUUGAAGCACUUUGAAUGUAGUUGUUUUUGUAAUUUUGCUAGUUAUAAUGAUUUAGAUUUAGCA
Cajanus cajan (pigeon pea) is the source of this 1100-nucleotide messenger RNA. RefSeq names its product protein ABIL1. NCBI's taxonomy places the organism in Eukaryota, Viridiplantae, Streptophyta, Magnoliopsida, Fabales, Fabaceae. The record is from RefSeq and is a predicted model, not a curated record.